UAAGAUUUCCUGAGUUUUCAUUUAUAAAAACAGAUGAAUUUCAUGAAUUAGACAUUAGACUAUCAAUGGAAGGCCUCAAAAUACCUUUCUUGUUUUCCUCUUUAUUUUCCAUUUUAACAAUCUCCAACGCAGCAGACACCAUAACCAAAACCCAAUCCAUUACAGGCCGCAAUACCAUUGUUUCAUCUGGUGGAAGCUUUGAGAUGGGUUUUUUCAGCCCUGGCAAUUCCCAGAAUACAUGCUUGGGAAUAUGGUACAAGAAAAUUUCUGUUAGGACCGUUGUAUGGGUUGCCAAUAGAGAAAUUCCACUUGUCAAUUUCUCAGGCAUCUUAACAGUACUUGACCCUGGAAUUCUUUCCCUUGUCAAUGGUACUAACAGUGUCAUUUGGUCUCCCAAUGUAACAGGAUCCACACAGGACCCUGUUGCACAACUUAUGGAGUCAGGAAAUCUUGUUGUGAAAGAUGCAAAUGAUAAUAUUUUGUGGGAAAACUUUGAUUAUCCAUGUGAUACUCCUUUACCAGGCAUGAAGCUUGGCAAGAACAUUGUAAUGGGCCUUGAGUGUCACCUCUCUUCCUGGAAGAGCAGCGAUGAUCCAGCUCAACGCAUGAAGCUUGGCAAGAACUUUGUAAUGGGCCUUGAGCGUCACCUCUCUUCCUGGAAGAGCAGCGAUGAUCCAGCUCAACGAAAUUUGAUGAACAACUUUGAAAAAGGUAGCACUGACAAAAGCCAGACAGAAGAUUUAGAGUUACCAUUGUUUGACUUAGCUGUAAUAGCUAAUUCCACUAGUAACUUUUCAAUCAACAAUAAGCUUGGAGAGGGUGGAUUCGGACGUGUUUACAAGGGUAUGCUAGAAGGAGAACAAGAAAUAACUGUGAAGCGGCUAUCAAAGAAUUCUAGCCAAGGGCUUGACGAGUUCAAGAAUGAAGUUAUUUGUAUUGCCAAACUUCAGCACCGAAAUCUCGUGAAGCUUAUAGGAUGUUGCAUUCAAGGAGAAGAAAAGAUGUUGAUCUAUGAAUACAUGCCCAACAAAAGUAUGGACUACUUUAUUUUUGAUCAAACCCGAAGCACAUUACUGGAUUGGCCAAAGCGCUUCCACAUUAUGAAUGGGAUUUCUCGGGGUCUUCUUUAUCUUCAUCAAGAUUCCAGGCAGAGAAUUAUUCACAGAGAUCUUAAAGCAAGCAAUAUUUUGCUGGAUAUUGACAUGAACCCAAAGAUAUCAGAGUUUGGAAUGGCUCGAAGUUUUCGGGGAAAUGAGACUGAAGCAAAUACAAACAAAGUGGUUAGAACAUAUGGCUACAUGUCUCCAGAGUAUGCAGUGGAUGUGUUGUUUUCAGUAAAAUUAGAUGUAUUCAGCUUUGGCGUUUUGGUGUUAGAGAUCAUGAGUAGGAAGAAAAACAGAGGUUUCUAUCAUCCAGAUCACCACCUCAACCUCCUUGGCCAUGCAUGGAGACUCUACAAAGAAGGUAGGUCAUUGGAAUUGAUUGAUGAGGCUCUGUGGGACUCAUGCUACCUAACUGAAGUGUUGCAAUCAAUCCACGAGGGUCUUUUAUGUGUGCAACAAUCUCCACAGGAUAGGCCAAGCAUGUUAUCUGUGGUUCUGAUGCUAGGUGGUAAACGUACAUUGCCUCACGCCAAACAACCUGGCUUCUUCACCAAAAGGAAUGUUCUUGAGGCUGCUAGUUCGUCAAGCAAGGAAGCAACAGGUCCAGUCGACAAAAUCACCAUUACUCUGUUGAAUGCUCGAUAGAAACAUACACUGUAUUCAUGCAAAUUAUAUGCCCCAAAACCUGUUUAAAAAAAAUGAAAAUCUUCACUAUUGUAAAAGACUACGGCAUUUCUUUUCGUCUACUGGGUUAAGUUUUAUAAACCAGUUCCUCUUUUUGGAGUU
This is a messenger RNA of Camellia sinensis, 1889 nucleotides long. NCBI's taxonomy places the organism in Eukaryota, Viridiplantae, Streptophyta, Magnoliopsida, Ericales, Theaceae. The record is from RefSeq and is a predicted model, not a curated record.